Molecule: messenger RNA, 1487 nt
Organism: Oldenlandia corymbosa var. corymbosa
Lineage: Eukaryota; Viridiplantae; Streptophyta; Magnoliopsida; Gentianales; Rubiaceae
Source: the annotation of a GenBank genome assembly
UAAACAAUUCGAUUGAUCCAAAAUUCCAUUUUCCCGCAUUAAAAAUAAUGGAAAAGGAGCUUUUUAAUGCUGCAUUUGCAGGUGAUACAAAUACCCUAACUCUGUUGCUUCAGAAGGAUGAACAUCUUCUUGAUAAGAACAAUUUGAGUCGGGACGAACGGAAUGCACUUCAUAUCGGCGCAAUGUUGGGUCACGAAGGAUCCGUGAAAGCGAUUUUGGAAUCGAAUUCGCCGUUAGUCGCGACAAAUGUGUUUGGCUCGAGAUCGAGAUGGCAGAAACCCUAUACAUCUUGCUUGCUGCCAUGUAUGGCCAAGUUGGGAUCUUCAACCGGCUAAUUCGAAAUUACGAUGUGAUAAGCAGCGCUUGAAGGAACGGAUGGGGGUGGUGGGACAAUAUGUCAUUUGUGCAUCAAGUACAAUCAAGUGGAGGUCCUGAAAUCACUACUUUGUGCAUUUAGAGAUCCUGAGUUUGUAAUUUCCAAAAUUGAGACUGGUAUCACCGUUCUUCAUCUGGCCAUUCUCUCUAACCAAAAUCAGGAGUAAGCGGGAGAUGAUUAUUUACUUGAUAAACAAUUUUCCUAUAUUAGUGAACCAAAGGAACACAAAUGGGAAAACUGCAUUGGAUCUUAUCCUAGAACAAGGCGGAGUCGACCCUGAGAAAUUUCAUAAACUUCAUAUCCGAAAACACAACUGGUAAUGCAUGGUAAUGUGGACGUAGGAAUUCUACAGUCCUUGGCUGAUGCUGGAGCAGUAAUAGGGAGAAAAGCUAUCUCCAAUCAGGUCCGGCACGCCAUGAAAUGGCAACAUUUUAUAAAGAUUACUGAAGAUAUCAUGGUUGUGGCUUCCCUUAUCGGAACCAUUGCUUUUCAGUCAACGGUAAGCCCACCGGGCAGGGUGUGGCAAGAAAGCCUGCUAGAAGGCCCAGCCAAACACACAGUUGGAGAAGCAGUUAUUCCACAGACAUACCCGUAUUUGUUUAAGCAGCUAAUCAGGGCUAAUGCAGUAGCAGUUGUUUCGUCGUUGUGCAUAAUUAUGGUGUUGCUUCGUGGAUCUACCACCAGCCGGCCGGGUCCGAUUUAUCGCACCUUUGUCUUGGCUCAUGUGGUUAUCGAUUGCGGCAACUACUAUAUCUUUUGGUAUAUCACUUGUUGUGGUGGUACCGAAAUCGGAAAAGGGAAGAUUGAGUUCCGCCGGCGAUAUUCUGAUCAUUUUAGUUGCCGUUUGUUGUUUUCCUGCACUGUUUUGGACCUACCGUUCAUAUGUCAACGUUGGGAAGUGGAUACGUCGUGUUCAACAAAAACCCACCUUCGAGUUUGAUCCAACCCCCUCCUCCCCUUCCUCCUCAGCAAAUUUGAUUCAUACAAAUGCUUCACCUCUAUGGAUUUAUCUAUUUAAAUUUAAAUAGAUACUUAAGAUUCAGUCACAUUAUUCUUUGUAAGUUUUUCUUAUUAAAUUUCUCUAUAUGUAUCGCAAUUCGAUAAAAUUUCA